Molecule: messenger RNA, 4414 nt
Organism: Branchiostoma belcheri (Belcher's lancelet)
Lineage: Eukaryota; Metazoa; Chordata; Leptocardii; Amphioxiformes; Branchiostomatidae
Exons: 22
Coding region: 141-3689 (1182 amino acids)
Biological process (GO): lipid oxidation; hepoxilin biosynthetic process; lipoxygenase pathway
Molecular function (GO): oxidoreductase activity, acting on single donors with incorporation of molecular oxygen, incorporation of two atoms of oxygen; metal ion binding
Source: RefSeq, a predicted model, not a curated record
GUUAUAUUCCGCUCACGUUGCGCUGGGAUCAGUCCAGGUUCAGUUAACAGACGGACACACGUGCACAGUGCUCCGGGCACGUACAGCGGUACAGCACAGGUGUGAAGAGUACUGAGUAAGGUGUGAAAUCUUCGACCAACAUGGCGGCUACCCUGAAACAAGUGGUGCAUGACUGCAAAGUGCCUGGAGAGUUCCUGUCCGAUGGCGCUGAGGUGUUUCUGACCCACACCGAGGACAUGCCCGUUUCUGCCGAGGUCUACUGGUCCGCCUUCCGGGACUUCGUGGAACUGCAGUUGCACAUGGAGGGGCAUGAGAACCUGCGAGUCCUGAAAGGUUUAGGAGAGGUGGGCACGGUGGUGUCUUUCUACUACGACCCGACAGACCUGGCCGAGGGGCAGCGGGAGAUGAAGCUGGUGGAGAAGGACGAUUCCACUCGCACAUGGAGGGUCCAGGAGGCGGAGCCGAACGAUCUGUACAAGAGCUACGAGAUGACCAUCAAGGUUCAACAGGCUGAGGUUGUCCAAGGAACCUCCACAGCAAAGGUGACCAUAUCUGUGCGCUUCGUGUCCGCCAUUAAAGACAAGAAGAAACGUCGUGAGGACAUUGCCUACCACAUGGUUCACCUGUUGGGAGCUCGCAUCCGGGACAUUCUGAACUUCGUCGUCCGUGAGAAGUUGGGAGGGAAGCACCGCUUCGACCUUGACAUCGGCUGUUCUCGCGAGAAAAUGUGGGACAUUGUGGGCAACUUCAAUGACGUCACUUGGAUACGUGAGGCAACGGGCACCGUUGUCAAUGGGAUCCGUCGGACGAUCUACUUUACCAAGGACCGUUCUCUGGAGGUCCGUCUGGCCUGGGCUGACACCAGUGACUACCUGUUCGUGUAUGAGGGAGACAACAGUCCGGACUUCCUGCACUGCAAGUACUACAGGGGCAGGAUCCAGUUCUUCGCUGUGAACCCCAACAGGGUCCGUGUGACGUAUGACUGCUCCUUCAUCCCUGCAAACGACAGUCCCAUGGAAGAGUUCAAGAAAUGGUUCGUCGGAGCUCUCAGCAGCCGGAUCGCGUGGCUCGAGUCAACCUUCAGCGAGCCAAAGCCAACCGAGGAAGGUCCAGCCGCAUCUGCGGGACCUCCGGCCUUCAAGAAGGGCGCGUACUUCACCACUGCCCGCGGGGUCGUAAGGGGGCCUGUGGAGGAGGUCUGGAAGGUCUUCCGGCCUUUUGGACGCGAGUGUACGGAGUACUGGAAGAUCUAUGACAGUAUGGAGAUCGAGGCACCCGGAAAUGACGUGCAAGGCUGCAUCCGGCUGUUCAAGACACUGAAGACGAAGAGGACAAUCCGGGAGCGGCUGGAGUGGAGGGAUGACGAAAAUCACGUCGAGAUCUACAGUCUCCUGUCUAUGGAUCCCCCACCGCCGGUUGCCAUGAGCAACACCUACACAACCGUUACCAUGACAGCAGUUGGUGAGAAGGAGACUGAAGUCAAGUUCGAGUGCACCUUUGACGUCAGCGUGUCGUUUGCGGUGUCCCGUAUCCAAGACAACCAGAAGGGCGCCUACAUGGCGUGCAUCACCGGGCUGCAGCAGCUCUUCCACUCCGAGGUCGGGACGCUAGAGGUCGUUGUUGCAAAGGCAGCUGAUCUGGCACGGACUGACGGCUGGUUCGAUGCUGACCCAUACGUCGUGCUCGCUGUGAAUGACGGGAAGCCGGUCACCACCAAGAUUUGCAGUUCUACCCAGAAUCCCAUCUGGGACCAGCGGUUUCAGCUGUCGGUGACGUCACGUACCAGAAACAUCAUCUUCACCGUCAUGGACCGGGACACGGUCGGACAGGAUGACAUCAUGGGGACAGCUAACGUCAACCUGGACGAGCUGACGUCAGGCCAGGAGAAGAGGAUGACUCUGGACGUGCAGGGAGGAGGAACGCUGGACGUCAGGCUGUACCUGAAGAUGCACGACCAGCCCAAGGACUCGGAGGAGGGGGAGAAACUCAUCACGUCCCUCGCCAUCCCGUUCCUGGCUCCCGUCGCUCAGAGCGAACUGGACGCCAUCAGGAACGAGUUCACCCACCUCAUUACGUCCUUCCUUGGCCCAGGCCAGAAGUAUGAGUAUGAAUACAUGAAGCGCCUGCGAACUCACCCCGACGUGCCUCUGGAGGAGUACCCGGCCGCCUGCGUUCCCAUGCCGACUGGCGAGAUGUUCACUCCGCAGAAAGCUGGACGGCUCAUGGAGCGUCUCAUGCAGUUCAUCGCAUCCCAGGGUCAGAUCAUGGUUCGCCUGGCCCAGGCAAAGGGUAUCUGGGAUCCGUGGAAGGCAAACUUCAGCGGCUACCUUCCCUCCAACGAGAAGCUGAUUGAAGAAUGGCAGAAUGACGAGGAGUUUUGCCGCCAGUAUCUGCAGGGCAUCAACCCCAUGCUGGUGACCGUGUGUAAGGACCAGAGCCGGAUCCCAGCAGAAAUGCUCGGACUGAAAGGACAAGGCAAGACCACGCUGGAACUCCUGGCCGAGAACAGGCUCUUCAUCGUGGACUACGCGCCCAUGCUCGGUGUCCCCGCUACUCCGGGCAAGUUCUUCUACGCGCCGAUCGUGCUGAUGUACAAGGAGGAGUUGGCUGGCGGCAAGUCUCGUCUGAACAUGUUGGGCAUCCAGCUUACCAGAGAUAAAGGUAUAAACGAAGUGUACUCCCCUGAAAGUGCGAAGACCCAUCCCAACAAGUACAUGUUCGCCAAAAUGCACGUUCAGUCUGCUGACAACAACGUGCACCAGUUCCUGUACCAUCUGGGCUACACCCAUCUUGGUAUGGAGCCGCUGGUGGUCGCCAUGCACACCCACCUGCCCCCGGACCACCCCGUCCAUCGCCUGCUGCUGCCGCACUUCAAAGACACCAUCGGCAUCAACUACCUGGCGCGCCACUCGCUCGUCUCCCGCAUCUUCCCCAUCACCGACCCGAUGUUCGCCACUUCCACCGUGGGAGGGCUCGUCAUGUUCCUCAACGAGUGGCGCAAGUACAACUUCAUGGACAUGGCUUUCCCCGAAGAGCUGAAACGCCGUGGUUUUGAUGAGGCCGGGACUGACGGACUGGAGAACUACCUGUACCGCGAUGACGGCUUCAAACUGUGGAACGUCUACAAGACUUACGUGACCGGGAUGGUCAACCAUGCUUACGCCUCUGACCGGGCUGUGCAAGCUGAUAAAGCCCUUCAGGAAUUCUGCAAGAUGACCGAAGGUCCUGGACAGCUGCACGGAUUUCCAGCCAAGAUUUCCACCAAGCAGCUGCUGAUCGACUGCCUGACUAACAUCAUCUUCAACGUGAGCGCACAGCACUCCGCCAUCAACUUCCCGCAGUACGACUACUACUCCUUCGUGCCUAACAGGCCGGCCCAGCUGUCGAUCCCAAUGCCUGACGGACCGAACGACAUGACGGAGUCCGCUGUCCGCGAGGCCCUGCCUCCUCCGCAGAACACGACUCUGCAGGUUCUCCUGUCCUACAUGCUGUCCAUGCCGUCCCAGACUGCCAUCACUGGGGUGGAGGCCAUGAAGGAGGUGUACCCUGAGGUCCAUGAGAAGUUCCACACACAGCUUCUGAACCUCUCCAAGAAGAUCAAGGCUCGUAACGACGGCCUGAAGGCGGAGGGGAAGGUCGCCUACACCUACCUGGACCCGGAAAACGUCGCUAUGAGCAUCGACAUCUAAAGAGCUCCUGACCAGAAUUUCGUACAUCAACCUCCGAGGUGUCAAUGGGUGGCUGUGCGCUGCAACAUGACGCAAAGCAAUAAUAAUAAUGGUUUAUUCAGCACUUUUUCCCUAGGAAUUGCGUCCUGAAUUUCACACACGAUUGUUUAUACAGAAUUACGUACCAAGCGGCAAAACCAUUGCCGUUGUCAUUUCUGACAAAAUUAAAAGUUAAAAGCUCAUUAAAACACCAGAAUUACAUAAUGAAUAAUAGGGUCGUAAACAGCGAUCUAUUGCCACACCAUGAUAACGUGAGACAUGUCUGAAGUCAGUGAUUGUGCCUUAACGCCAAAACAAAAGAAAAUUGACCUUCCACGGAAGGUAGAAAACCACGGCAAGCGUUAGUGGUAGGAGGCUUUCUUAGAAAUUAAUAUACAUUAUACUCGUAUACACGAGAAAUCAAUAAUCCGUGCACAUUGGAUACAUGUAGUCAAUAUCGGUCAACAUUACAAAACUACAAUUAUGAUGCACAGAAAUUAACACUGUAAUUGGACUUGUUCAGCUACAUAACCCAAAAGCUUCAAGCAAUGUUUGUUAUUAGUUAUAGGUAGACUACAAGGGGCCUUUGAUACAUGUUCGAUGCGUAAAAGCUGUUGCCAGCUUGUAGUGGAAUAAUUUUGUUUUUACAUUAAGAAAUGGACUUCUUGCUUUGUUUGCUUGGUGAUCAAUAAACUGGUGAAUGGAAA